Molecule: messenger RNA, 2546 nt
Organism: Cyprinodon variegatus (sheepshead minnow)
Lineage: Eukaryota; Metazoa; Chordata; Actinopteri; Cyprinodontiformes; Cyprinodontidae
Gene: msh4
Product: mutS homolog 4
Exons: 19
Coding region: 228-2525 (765 amino acids)
Biological process (GO): mismatch repair; reciprocal meiotic recombination
Cellular component (GO): nucleus
Molecular function (GO): ATP-dependent DNA damage sensor activity; mismatched DNA binding; ATP binding
Source: RefSeq, a predicted model, not a curated record
AGAGCCAGAGUGAUAUCAGGCUGGGAAGGACAACCUCAUCAGUCCUCGUGUCUUCCUCCUCUGAAAGCUGUUCAGUUCGUUUCCCCGGAGGAACACCCAGGCUCAGGAGGACCCCGGGUUCUGCUGGCCCCACUGGAACAAGCAGCUCGUCUGCCUCCUCCACCUCUGCAGCCUCUGUGAUAGUAGCAAUAGUGGAAGGGCGAGGUUUGGCCAGAGGAGAGAUUGGCAUGGCCUGCAUUGACUUAAAAUGUCCAGAGCUUGUACUUUCUCAGUUUGCAGACACAGGGACAUAUGCUAAGGUUAUAACCAGGAUUCACAUCUUGAUGCCUGUGGAAAUCUUGAUGCCAGACACAGCGAGUGAAAAGGGAAAAGGGACGAAACUCUUUAAGCUAAUCACAGAGAAUUAUCCGGGUGUAGCCAUCACUGCGAUCCAGAGGAAGUACUAUAAUGAGAAGAAGGGGCUGGAGUACAUACAACAGCUGUGUGCUCCUGAGUUUGCCACCGUUUUAAUGGAGGUUCAAGCAAAGUAUUAUUGCCUAGCAACUGCUGCUGCUUUGCUGAAAUACCUGGAGUUUAUCCAGAGCUCAUUUUAUGCAUCCAAGUCUCUAAAAGUGAUAUUUAAAGGGAGCGAACAGACGGCAAUGAUUGACUCAGCAUCUGCAGCUAACUUGGAGUUGGUGCUCAACAACAGGGACCACAGAAGUGAAUAUACUCUUUUAGGAGUACUGAAUCAUACAAAAACGCCAGGUGGACUGAGGAGGCUGCGCUCCAAUAUUUUGGAGCCUCUGCUUGAUGUGGACACCAUAAACACUCGCUUGGACGCCAUACAAGAGCUGCUGCAAAAUGAGGAGCUCUUCUUCGGCCUGAAGAAUGCCAUAGGUCAUUUCCUUGACAUUGAUCGGCUGCUCUCCGUUCUCAUUCAGAUCCCAAAGCAGGAAACAGUUCAAGCUGCUGAAUCAAAGAUCACGCAUGUCAUCCAGCUGAAACACACACUGGAUCUGGUGCCACAGUUAAGGACGGAGUUAAAGACAUGCAGCACAGCUCUUCUAAAAGCAUACAGCACUACGCUGGAGGACAACAGAUUCAAGUUGAUCCUUGAACAGAUCAAGACGGUGGUAAAUGAUGACACCACGUAUUUAAAAGGCAGCCUGAACAUGCGGACCCAGAAGUGUUACGCUGUGCGGCCCAACAUCAAUGAGUUCCUUGACAUUGCACGCAGAGUUUACACUGAGAUUGUAGACGACAUUGCAGGACUUGUGAACCAGUUAGGGGAGAAAUACGGCUUACCAUUGCGCACCAGUUUUAGCACGUCUCGAGGGUUCUUUAUCCAGAUGAAGCUGGAUGGAGUGGUCUUACCUGAGGGCAUCCUCCCCCAAGAGUUCAUCAAGGUCAGCAAGUACAGGAACAACUACAGCUUCACUACUGCAAACCUAAUAAAGAUGAAUGGACGCUGCGAUGAGGCUCUGAGGGAAAUAUUUCACAUGUCUUAUGUGGUGAUAUGCCAGCUGCUAACCCGAAUCCAUGAGCACAUCCACUGCCUUUAUAAACUCUCUGACACUGUUUCCAUGUUGGACAUGUUGCUCUCGCUGGCCAGUGCAUGCACAAUCUCAGACUAUGUGCGUCCAGAGUUUACAGACACCCUGGCCAUAAAGCAAGGUCGUCACCCCAUUCUGGAGCGACUGGCCCGACAGCAGCCGGUCUCGAAUAAUAGCUACAUCUCCGAGGGCAGCAAUUUUGUCAUCAUAACAGGGCCCAACAUGAGCGGCAAAUCCACAUACCUCAAACAGGUGGCGCUGUGUCAGAUCAUGGCCCAAAUAGGCUCUUUCGUCCCAGCGGAGUAUGCCUCGUUCCGGAUCGCUGAUCAGAUUUUCACCAGAAUUGGUGUUGAUGAUGACUUUGAAACCAACUGCUCCACCUUCAUGUUGGAAAUGAAGGAGAUCUCGUAUAUUAUACACAAUGCGAGUGACAGGUCACUGAUCAUCAUAGAUGAACUGGGGCGUGGCACUAGUGCUGAGGAAGGCAUUGGAAUCUGUCAUGCAGUUUGUGAGUUCCUCCUUGGCCUAAAGGCCUUCACUCUGUUUGCUACACACUUUUUAGAGCUCUGUCAGCUGGAGUCUCUCUAUCCUAACGUGGAAAACCAGCACAUGGAGGUUCAGCACACACGCAGCAGAGACUCUGGCACAGAGCAAGUGGUGUAUACAUAUCUGCUGAGUCGAGGGUGCUCUGAGGAAAAGCACUAUGGUCUGAGAGCCGCUGAGAUGACCUCACUUCCUCCUAGUAUAAUCCAAGAGGCGAAGUCAGUGGCCUCUAAAAUCAGCCAGCAGCUUCUGGCCAAAUAUCCCACUGAUCCAGAAACACAGAGACAGAGAGCAGUGUACCGCCUGGCCACUCGCCUAUUGCAGACUGCCAGAAAUUCAAGACUUGACCCAGAGAGCCUGCGCAUGUAUCUGAAAGGACUGAAGAGGCAGUAUGAGGCGGAGCUGCAGGCUGCAAGCCCAGCAAGACCCACAGACUCCGGGAAUUAGUCAGUAUGUGACUGGAAGGAA